CUGUCACUUAUUAAAAAAACAACUGCAUAUGCUGGUUAGGUAUGCUUUGAGGCUGGGGUGCUGGAUUGAGUUGGUCCUUUGCUUGUUUAAGACGGUCUUUUGCUGGCCUUGAUCUGUCCGGACCAGGACAUGACCAGCUAAUGACCAGCUUGAACCAGCUCAAAAACAUACCUAUCCAGCAUGUGCUGUUUUUUUUUCCAAUAUGGUGGUUCUACAAUAAUCUAUGGUUGCUAUGGUUAAACCAAGGUAACCACAAAUUAACCAUUUACACUAAUGUUUGCAAAUAAGGGUGAUGUAUGAAAUCGUAGCUCCUGAUCAUUAUCGUUGCAGCUUGUGGCUUGUAAUCCUGUAGCUGUGCUUUCGCUCACAAUGGGUAUAAAUGGAAAACCUUUCUGUAGACCUUGCAGUAAUUACUUUCAGUUUAUGCUGCUCUGUGUGUGAACGUUAUGAUACAUGCUUUGAUAUUUGGCAGGUUUAAGAUGUGGAGGUUCUCUCAUUUUAGCUGGCUAACAAGCUGGUCAAGUUGAAGUUGUUAGCUAGUUAAAAUUGACCAGCUAAAUCAGCCAAACACCAUCUUUGCCAGGCGAGAAGAACAUCUAGACCACCAGUUUGGUCCCAUUGGAAGUCGAACUAACUUUUUUAAACCACCAGAGAGCCCUGGUAAGUUAGUAUUGUAACCACUAUCUGUUUUUUUUUUUCAGUUUUCUCAACAAGAAUUAAAUAACUGCAGGAGCAUCACCUGUUUGCAGGUAAGUACAGUGUUCUUCUUCAUCGGUGGGACACACAAACAGGUUUGUAAUCCCUUAUCUUUGCUUCUCUUGGCUCACAAGGGGUAUUAAUGGAAAAUCGGUUACCGGUUGGUUGCGAUUCAUUGGUCAGUCCUUCAUUAAGUAAUGUGAUUAGCAGUCAGUGGGAGGAUGCAACAAACAUGACGUCAACAGAGCCUGCCCUAAUCUGCAAAACACAGAUUUCAUAGUUUUCAAGUUUUCUCCUACUAUUUUUCCUCUAGUUAAAGCUUUUGAUUGAUAAAUGCAUUGAGUUCUUUCACUUUUAUAGCGUGGAAAAGGGAAAGCCACAGCCAUCUGCCUCUCAGUGUGGAUGGCCGCAUCUUAAUCCAGAUUAUGGCUGCAGCAUAAAGGUUUUUUUUUUCUUUUUUCUGGCCGCCAUUACCAGUCAACAGUGCGCCCUUGAUAACAGACAGGCAGGUCGGUUAGCCUAGCUCCAAUUAUACCACCAGCAAUCCAUCCGAGGGACUUCUCUGGACUUUCACCGAAAGAUACCAGGAAAUCGCAACUCGACGUCAAGCUUGAGAAUCCAGCGGGGUAAAAAAUAAUGGCAUUUCUAAUCAAAAGUAUGGUGGGGAACCCACUGAAAGGAAUGGGAUUCGGUGGAGGAGAGGAAAAGGCUGAGGAGGAGACCCCCAAGGACCCUGCAGCGGCUGCCGGUAUGACUAGAGAAGAAUAUGAGGAGUACCAGAAACAACUAGUGGAGGAGAAAAUGGAAAGAGAUGCAGACUUCUUGCACAAGAAAGCGGAGAGGGCCACUCUGAGGGUUUGUCUGCGAGAAAAAUACAGACUUCCCAAAAGCGAGCAGGACGAUAACAUGAUCCAGAUGGCUGGAGAUGACGUGGACGUUCCCGAGGAGCUGCUGAAGAUGGUGGAUGAGGAUGCCACGGAGGAGGAGGAGAAGGACUCCAUCCUGGGGCAGAUGCAGAACUUACAGAACAUGGACAUGGAUCAGAUAAAAGAGAAAGCCAGUGCUACGCUGACGGAGAUGAAGUCCAAGGCCGAGGAGAAGUGUUCCGUCAUGUAGAGGUUUAGCAAAUUCACACCUGAAUGCAAACCAGGUCGGGUUUUUGAAACGGUUUGGAUACAAAAACCAGGUCGGGUUUUUGAAAUACAGUACUUUUUUGACAUGUCUUUAAAUUAAAUUGAAUUUGAAGGCAUGCCAGAGGAAGUUCUACAAGAAAAAAAAAAAGCUGCAAGAUUCUGGCUCUAGAUCAGCUUUUCAGCUUCUCUUGCUUGGCUCCCAAUUUCUCCGUAGGACUUUUUCUAUCGUAUUUGUUGUUUGAAUGAACGAUGUUGUAGUCUAUUUCCUCCUCUUCGUUUUUUUUUUUGUUGUCGCAAUAUUACCUGUAAAUAUAUCUAACAAACAUCUAACUUGAACCUGAGGCGGAGAAGCUAUGUUUAAAUCCCCCUCCUGCUUUUUUGCACAAGGGAUGAGAUGAAUGUUAUUCUGUUAUUUCUUGUUCAUCGGCACGUAUGAUGUUGUAAUGCUCGUUAGGAUUCUUUAUGUAUUAAGUUUUUAUGUGAGGUAAAUAGGCAUGAAUCGGAUUGUAAACAGAUUAAACGCACGAAUA
Molecule: messenger RNA, 2359 nt
Organism: Puntigrus tetrazona (Sumatra barb)
Lineage: Eukaryota; Metazoa; Chordata; Actinopteri; Cypriniformes; Cyprinidae
Gene: cplx4a
Product: complexin 4a
Exons: 3
Coding region: 1333-1812 (159 amino acids)
Biological process (GO): neurotransmitter transport; synaptic vesicle exocytosis; regulation of neurotransmitter secretion
Cellular component (GO): SNARE complex; terminal bouton
Molecular function (GO): syntaxin binding
Source: RefSeq, a predicted model, not a curated record